CCCGGCUGGAGGGGAGCGGGCAGGGAGGAGGGUCCUGGGACUGCACUGCAUAGAUGCUGGGGCUCUCUCUUGGUGAGGUGAAGGCGCUGGAGAGUCCUGAGUUGGGGAGGUCACGCUUGGCCCCAGGUUUCCUCCUGGUUUCUGUGCAGAAAAUCCAGAGACCCAUGCAGCAAAUGGGCAGGAGACAGCAGCCUGGAGGACAGUACUUUGAGAAGUGCUGGAUUCUGGGCAUGUCUCAAAGGUUGGUCAAGUGGGCAGCUUUUCCGUGGGCUGGCGACAGGUCGCAGGAGAGAGGGAACUCCAUGGUGCCGCCACACUGGGUCCAGCUGCUGGGCAUGCAACGGCGCCUGACGUGGGAUGGGAAAGCUGGCCGGGGCAGCGCUGGCGGGAAGAUCACGCGCAGCCUUUCAAAAGAAUGUGAGAUGGAAUCUCGGUGUGUCUGCAGCUCUGGACCCUGCCUGGGUGAGAGCAUCCCUCGGUCUGCUGCUCACAGCUCCCCUUCCACGCCCACCCGCAUCUCCUCCCUGGCGCUUUCCUCUCCAGCUUGUGUUUCUGUAUCCCUGAGCCUGCUGCCAUUGCCAAUUGCUAUCAGAACAUCUGCAAAGCUGUGUCCAUCCUCCCCGUAGGCCACAUCUGCAGAGCAGUAAACACUGCCCGGAGAGGAAACUCACGUGCAGCUCCAUGGAGGAGGCAUCAACUGCUUUCUCUACCUUUAAGGAGGGCAAUUUCUCAAGCUCUGUAAAAAGCCUUUAAAUGGGUGUGAUGUGACCUAGAAAUUUCAUUUCUAGGAUUUUGUCCUAAAAAAUAUAUAAAGAUAUAUGCAAAGAAUUAGCUAUAAAUAUGUCCAUCUCUGCCUUAUUUGAAAUAGUAAA
Molecule: messenger RNA, 872 nt
Organism: Symphalangus syndactylus (siamang)
Lineage: Eukaryota; Metazoa; Chordata; Mammalia; Primates; Hylobatidae
Source: RefSeq, a predicted model, not a curated record